This is a messenger RNA of Hypomesus transpacificus, 2476 nucleotides long. RefSeq names its product elongin A, like (gene eloal). Gene Ontology annotation, biological process: transcription elongation by RNA polymerase II. Gene Ontology annotation, cellular component: nucleus; elongin complex. The transcript has 12 exons. The record is from RefSeq and is a predicted model, not a curated record. The coding region runs from base 35 to 2017 and encodes 660 amino acids. NCBI's taxonomy places the organism in Eukaryota, Metazoa, Chordata, Actinopteri, Osmeriformes, Osmeridae.
UAUGCAGGUGGCUAGAUACACGUGAACAACUGUAAUGGCCACCUCUGAUGUGUCGAAGAAAGUGUUGCGGUUGAAACUUAAGCUCACAGAAUCGACAGAAUCGAAGACGGUCCUGGAAACUUUAAACAAACUACAGGAACUAGAUAUCACCAUAGAUGUUCUUGCGGAAACUGGCAUCGGCAAAACGGUGAACUCUUUUCGUAAGCAUGGAGAUGCUGGCGAGGUUGCCAAAUCACUCGUUAGGCACUGGAAGAAACUAGUUCCCAAAGAAUCCCAGAGCCACACAGAGGAUGGUGCAACUUCACAGACCAAACAUUUCAAAACUGCAAAGAGCCAAAGCAAUUCAGCGGAGGGAUGUGUAAAAACUGAGGACCACAAUGAACUAGAUUUAAAGCAGAAAUUUUCAGAAAUGGAUGACAAAGAUUACGUAACUUCUAAUGAGGACCAGUUAAAACCUGAGGAGAAAAAGAAAGACCUUUUGGCGAGAGAUGAACCACAAGAGAUAGACAGAAAGGUGGAGGCAGAGGAAGAAUCAGAGGCAGAGAAAAAUUGUAAAGAGAUAGAGAGAAAUAAGAAAAAGGAAGAGAGAGAAAAGGGGGAAGAGAGAAAGAGGGAGAGAGAGGAAAUGAAGGCAGAGGUAGAGAAAAUGGAUGUUAGUCAAGAAAAUGAAAGAAAGUCACCUGAAUUAAAGAAGCAUUUUAAAAGUGAACGUGAAAGAAGGGAGAAUCUGAUUAAAAAAGUAGAGAGACGAGAGAAAAAAGGAUCCGUCCCUUUGAAGAUGCAUCAUAACCAUGGUAUGGAGUCUGAUAAAGAUGAAGACUUUCUACAAUCAAAGAAUAAUCACAAGAAAAGCAGGACUGUGUCCAAUGAAGGUCCUAAAACAAAUUCAGAUAUAUGCAAAGGGAAUGGGACAAAGAGAGUCUCUGGUGUUCAUAAGAGGGGGCCAUGUGAUGAGAAGCAAAAAUGCAUUAAAACCAAAGAUCAGGCAGCACACACGAAAAACUCUAAGAAUCUCAAAAGUACGAAAGUGACCAAUGAGGACCUUGAACUGCCCUCUAUGUCUUUUGAGUCCUGUCUGAGUUAUGACUUCAAAGCACUCAAGAGGAAAAAAAGUUCUGGGCACAGUGAGAAGCCAGCAAAAAAACAUAAUACCUGUGAGAAAGAAGAGGGACCUGUUAAGGGUAAGAAGGGGUCUGUGAUGGACUUACUCAAUGUUCCUUUGCCAGCAUUUCUACCAGAGUGUGAUGAACUCUCAAAUUUCCAGUAUAUAACCGUGAAAGAGGAGGAGAGAACAUUCAGAGCCUCUGAUGUCCCACGUGAGGCUCCUAUAUUUACGGGCCAAAGGCUGAAUAAGAAGAUGCAGGUUUACUCUGGAGUCAAGACCACGUUCCUCCCAUCCAUGAUGACCCUGUACCAACAAUGCAUCCGUGCACUACAGAACAACAUUGACUUGCUCUAUGAGAUAGGAGGGGUCCCAUUUGAAAUUCUUCAGCCGGUGUUGGAGCGAUGCACACCUUACCAGCUGCAACGUAUUGAGGAAUGCAACCCAGUCUAUGUUGGACUGACUGAAGGCCUAUGGGAGAGGCACUGUCGGAGGGACUUCAGGAACGCCCAGCUAGAGGAGUACGAGUCCUGGAGAGAGAUGCACCUUAGACUGUCUGAGGAGAGAGAGAGGAAACUUCAGCAACUGACCAAGACCAUAGUCUCUGCCCAUUCUGGGAAACCAAAAGGACGUCAGGUGAAGCUGGCAUUCAUCAACUCUAUUGCCAAGCCACCCAGAAAUGUCCGUAUUCAGCAGGAGAUCUAUGGAACCGCUCAUCCCUUGCAGCAGCCUCAUCCUCUGGACAGACCCAGUCCCAAAUCUCAAGACAACAGACCCAGACCCAGCUAUGCAGAACCAGCCAAACCUUCGACCACAGCUUCUGGGCCUAGUCAAGCACCAGACUCAAAAAGAGGAAGAGUUGCUCCUAUGAUGGCAAAAUCCUUGAAAGCCUUUAAGAAGCUGGGACGAAGAUGAUUACCUGAGGCAGGAUGGACCAGGAAACGGUUAUGUCAAAGGGUACUUUCUUGAUAGAUUUUCUUGUUAUUUCUUGUGAGCACCCAGUGAACUACACUAUUAAACAUGAUAAAAUGAUCAAUUUUGGUUUUUACUUUUAUUUAGGUGGCACAUUGAUUCCAGUUGGCAUUUGUAGACUCAUAAUUUUGUCUACUGUUGUCUAGGUUUAAGCUUCUCCUGGUGGUCAUGAAAACAAUUGUGCCUUCAGCCACCCAGGCCCAAAGGUGUCAAAAAGGUCUUAAGCAUGUUUAAUUGUCUACAUUAUUUGAGUGCUAGUAACACUAUUGGCCAAUACGGCUGUAGUUCCUCUUUCCUGUAAAAUGUAAGAAGCUCCUCUGUCAUUCCACACACACAAAUUGAUACAACACUAUUGGGCAAGGGAGCCAUGGUCCCUGUUCUGUAAAAUCUAUGGAACUCUAC